Anoplophora glabripennis (Asian longhorned beetle) is the source of this 1549-nucleotide messenger RNA. RefSeq names its product thioredoxin domain-containing protein 5 homolog (gene prtp). The transcript has 5 exons. Gene Ontology annotation, cellular component: endoplasmic reticulum. Gene Ontology annotation, biological process: protein folding. The record is from RefSeq and is a predicted model, not a curated record. NCBI's taxonomy places the organism in Eukaryota, Metazoa, Arthropoda, Insecta, Coleoptera, Cerambycidae. Bases 161 to 1309 code for a protein of 382 amino acids. Gene Ontology annotation, molecular function: protein disulfide isomerase activity.
AUACAGACAAAAGAAACAAGUGCGGUGCUGUGUUUUUACAUGUCAUUAUCGUUACAUUUCGAUUCAGAAACAAAUAAAAAUUGAAAGAAUCGACCGGCACCUUCGUUGUAAAGCUUCUCUAGUCAAUUUCCAGUCAAAUUAAUUCAGUGGAACAGUUAAAAUGCACAUCAGGUUAUUUUUGUGGAUAUUUUCGAUAAUUUCAACGACAUUCGCUCACGAAGACGAUGUUCACACGAUAAAGUAUAACGCGGACAACUUUUCCGAGGAAGUAGGGAAAAAACAUCAUUUUAUAAUGUUCUACGCCCCUUGGUGUGGUCACUGCCAGAGACUGGCCCCGACAUGGGAGCAACUAGCCGAAAUGCUAAACGAAGAAGACAGUGACAUAAAAAUAGCCAAAGUCGAUUGCACCGCUGAGAGCAAGGUCUGCUCCGAUCAAGACGUUACUGGCUAUCCCACGCUCAAGUUCUUCAAAGUGGGCGAUAACGAAGGGGUUAAGUUCAGGGGCACAAGGGACUUGCCGUCUCUUACGACUUUCAUCAACGAGCAGUUGCGUGAGGGCGAUGAAGAGAUUAACGAAGUUAACAUUCCUCAACCGGUGAGUGGUCUUAUUGAGCUUACCGAAGACAACUUUGACAAACACACAGAGACGGGGAAGCACUUUAUAAAGUUUUACGCUCCUUGGUGCGGACACUGUCAGAAACUGGCCCCUACUUGGGAACAACUGGCCAAGACUUUGGAGUUUGAGACGGACGUCAGCAUCGGUAAGCUGGAUUGCACCCAGUUUAGAUCCAUUUGCAACAGUUUUGAGGUUAAGGGCUACCCGACACUGUUAUGGAUCGAAAACGGUAAAAAGGUGGACAAAUACCAGGGGGACAGAAGCCACGACGACCUCAAACAGUACGUCAACAAGAUGCUGGGUUCGAACAAGGAGAGCCAAGAGGAGGGCGAUCGCGGCACCGAAACGUCCGGCCCCGUGGGUGAACUGACGGGCGACAAUUUCAAAGAGGGCAUUCAGGGUGGGUUGACCUUCGUCAAGUUCUACGCCCCGUGGUGUGGGCACUGCAAACGUCUCUCUCCGACUUGGGACAGUCUGCGUGAGAAGUUUUCGACCAAGGCGGGGGUCGAUAUAGUAAAAGUCGACUGUACGCUGGACGUCAACAAACAGCUGUGCAACGACGAGGAGGUGGAGGGUUUCCCGUCCAUAUUCCUGUAUAAGAGCGGAGAGAAGAUCUCUGAGUAUAGCGGUAGUAGGUCCUUGGACGACCUGUACGAUUUUGUCGUCAAGCAUUUGGGCCAUGAUGAGUUGUAACUGUUUAGUUUGUAAUUGUGUUUUCCGGAGUUUUUUUUGCGUUUUUCCAAGGCUGUUGGUUUUUUGGUCGUUUUUUUGUUUUUGGGUUUUGUACGAGAUUUGUUCGAAGUGUUACAUUUUUUUUGGAAAGUUAUGGCCUUAAAGUUUGAUUUGAUAAUCUUCCCCUUUAUUUUAAUGACAUACUUAGGUGAAUUUUGUAUUGAUUUUUGAAGAUUUUUAAAUAAAUAUUGCUCAACCAAA